Molecule: messenger RNA, 1207 nt
Organism: Halichondria panicea
Lineage: Eukaryota; Metazoa; Porifera; Demospongiae; Suberitida; Halichondriidae
Product: quinone oxidoreductase PIG3-like
Exons: 9
Coding region: 44-1087 (347 amino acids)
Molecular function (GO): quinone binding; quinone reductase (NADPH) activity; NADPH binding
Source: RefSeq, a predicted model, not a curated record
GCAGAUACGAAGAUGGGCGUGGUAACUGACCUAUCUAAAACUGAUGUUGGUUUGUAAAGCUGUGACUUUCUUUGCAGUGAUCUUCCAGAUGAGGAGCAUCGGCUACAACAGCUUUGACAGCAGCCUGCACCUGCAGACAGACACAGAGAAGCCCUCUCUCAAAGAAGGAGAUGUCUUGAUCAAGGUUGAGGCUGCUGGGGUGAAUCGUUUGGACCUGAUCCAGGUGGGGGGUAAGUUCCCGCCCCCCCAGGGAGAGUCAGAUAUCCUAGGAGUUGAAGUUGCUGGUACUGUGGUUGAGAUGACACAGACAGCGAGUGAGCAGACUAGCCUGAAGACAGGGGACAGGGUCAUGGCUCUAGUGGGAGGGGGAGGCUAUGCAGAGUUUUGCCGAGCCCCUUACCAGGUGGUGAUGGCCGUGCCUGAGGGCGUGACAUGGACAGAGGCUGCUGGAAUACCGGAGAACUAUCUGACUGCCUACCAAGCUCUGGUGUGGAAUGGAAGGCUCAAAGAUGGAGAGACAGUUCUCAUUCAUGCUGGUGGGAGUGGUGUGGGUAUGGCAGCUGCUCAGUUGGCCAAGAACCUCUGUAAGGGUGUGCAGGUGAUCGUCACAGCUGGCUCUGACGAGAAGCUCUCCGUUUGCAAGGAAAACGGGGCAGAUUUUGGCAUCAACUACAAAACUGACAAUUUUGCUCUUGAAGUCAUGAAGUUCACCAAUAAUAAAGGUGCUGAUGUUAUUCUGGAUUUUGUGGGUGCCCCUUAUUGGGAGAAGCACUCUCAGUGUGUGGCAAUUGACGGGAGGAUAAUCCAUUUAGGAUUUUUGGGUGGGUCUGUGUUGGAGAAGGCUAAUUUGGGGGUGGAGCUGAAGAAAAGGGUGACUCAUUUCUUCUCUACACUGAGGAGCCGGUCGCUCGAGUACAGGGGAGAACUCGUCAAACAGUUCGCUCGUGACACUCUCCCCCUCUUCUCGGCUGGGUCAGCGAAGGUGAGGGUGGACAGUGUGCACUCGGCAGAGAACGCCACACUCGCUCACACCAGGAUGAGGGAGAAUAAGAACAUUGGCAAAAUCAUCAUUACUAUGACAACAUAGCCCUAGCUUAGUAGCUACAUAAUUUUGUAGUAUAAUUAUAGGGAAUUGAUCACAUGAUCAGCUAUUAAAUAAUUCUUGAGAAUAUUGAUCACAACUCAUGAGUUGUAUUUUUGAAUAAGA